Messenger RNA from Homarus americanus (American lobster), 1204 nucleotides. RefSeq names its product docking protein 5-like. Gene Ontology annotation, cellular component: cytoplasm. Lineage: Eukaryota; Metazoa; Arthropoda; Malacostraca; Decapoda; Nephropidae. Bases 260 to 973 code for a protein of 237 amino acids. The record is from RefSeq and is a predicted model, not a curated record. Gene Ontology annotation, biological process: cell surface receptor protein tyrosine kinase signaling pathway. The transcript is spliced from 5 exons.
AGAGUGGACAAUUUUGAGACAAGAAGAAAACGGCUAUAUAAUCGACGAAAGCAUAGAUAGAUGGAACUAUAUCAGUAACAAACCAGAGAGCGGAUGUUUGAUUUCCGGGGCUUCUGUCAGUCUUGAAAUGGUAGAUUGAUUACUUGUGCUAUGUGUUAGUUACGACAACUAGCGGACGUAGAGGCGGCACGGAUGCAACCCCUGAAGUACAGCAUUAGUUGGGGCUGUGUUAAGGCGUACAGUACCUUCAAGUCUUGUGAUGCCUCAAUACUGUUACACGAACGCGCCAUGGAGUCGAGAUGAUUUCAGUGCCACGAACGAACACUCUAAAAGGUUCAGAAGAGGGUUGGAAAUCUCUUUCAAACCAUUCCCGAUGCCAGAACAAGAAGAGUUGCAGUUACCUGUCACAGUAAGCCGAGACGGGGGAAAACGUCUAGGUCUGGAUAAAGCUGAAGUGCUUACUCUACUGGUUAAAGAUGGCCAUAUUAGCCUGCUGAAGGGUAACUGUUCAUCGUACAAGUGGGCAUUUACCGUCAUUCGAAAGUUUGGCUUCACCGAAAAGUUAUUCUACUUCGAGGCUGGACGCAGGGCCCCGACAGGAGAAGGAAUGUUCAUCUUUGGUACCGAUAGGGGUAAACGUCUUCACAGUUAUAUAAUGGGUAUAAAGGAACACAUCCAGUUCGACUUGUUGUGCCAGAAGGGAGAGUCACCCGAGAGAAUAACCCAAUUGGCGCUUGGUACAGUGGAGGUUGACCAUACUGCGUCACUCAGUCGAACUCGCAGCAUCUAUAACAAGAUUACCGUUGGCCACCGCACCUCCCUCCCAGAACUCGGAAGGGUAAGACACAUCUCCCAGCCAGACCUCACAAAGACGAGCCAAACUUCAUUACUGAAUCCUAUCAAGUCCAACCAUUCCUCACAGCCAGACCUGACCAAGGGGUUAGCAGCUAUGGAUAUACACAAGAAGAAUUAGUUUCAUGGUACUGUAUAGUGUAUUGGUAUGUACAGUAGUACGAUAUACUGCAUUAGAGAAGAGAUCUGCUAUUCACACAUAAGGAAAACUCAAGUAGUGUCAUCAUCCUGUGAACCCAAGUAGUGACAUCAUCCUGUGAACCCAAGUAGUGUCAUCAUCCUAUGAACCGAAGUAGUGUCAUCAUCCUGUGAACCCAAGUAGUGUCAUCAUCCUGUGAACCAAAGUAGUGAC